Molecule: messenger RNA, 3968 nt
Organism: Stegastes partitus (bicolor damselfish)
Lineage: Eukaryota; Metazoa; Chordata; Actinopteri; Pomacentridae
Gene: p4ha3
Product: prolyl 4-hydroxylase, alpha polypeptide III
Exons: 13
Coding region: 48-1601 (517 amino acids)
Biological process (GO): peptidyl-proline hydroxylation to 4-hydroxy-L-proline
Cellular component (GO): endoplasmic reticulum
Molecular function (GO): L-ascorbic acid binding; procollagen-proline 4-dioxygenase activity; protein binding
Source: RefSeq, a predicted model, not a curated record
UUCUCUGCCUCCUGGUCGCAGCUGUGACUUCUAGAUGUUCAGCAGAAAUGUACACGUCGCUGCUGAACGUGAAGCAGGCGAUCAGUGUGGAGCAGAAGCUGAUCGAUUACCUGAGAACUUAUAUCGAUCACGAGCAGGAGAGACUGCAGGACGUGAAGCGCUUUUACGCCAAAGUGUCCGACCUGCACUCAGAGCUCUACAAAGGCCCUGCGGCUGCGAUGGCGAACCCUCUGGUGGCGUUCACCCUGAUCAAGCGGCUGCACUCGGAGUGGCUGAACGUCGUCUACAGCAACGAAGCUCUGGAGAACGCACAAGCCCUCAGGUCCAGUUACGAGGAGGAAGAGGCCGAGCUGCCCAAACUGGAGGACCUGCAGGGGGCCGCCAAGGGGCUGAUGAGGCUGCAGGACGUUUACGCUCUGCAGGUCUCGAGUCUCGUCAGGGGUCGUUUCCAAAGAGUCGCUAACGGUGAAGCCGUCGACGUCUACAUGCCUGCAGUGUCUGUCCCGCUGUCUGGUGAUGACUGCUUUCUGGUCGGAAAGGUGGCGUAUGAGCAGGAAGACUAUUAUCACUCGGUGCAGUGGUUGGAGGAGUCGGUUCGUCUCUUCAGGGGACCAGGAGGAGAGUGGAGCCCUGAGAAUGAAGGGACGCUAGAAGAUGCUCUGGACCACCUGGCCUUCUCUCACUUUAAAACAGGAAACGUCUCCCACGCUCUGAGCCUGUCUCAGGAGUUGCUGCAUCACGAUCCAAUGAAUGGACGAGUUCUGCAGAAUGUAGAGAAAUAUGAGAAGCUGCUGGUUGCUGAAAGUCCACCCAGAGGCGAUGGUCUGAGGAGACCCACCUCCACUUAUUUAAGGACCAGAGAAACUUACGAGAGACUCUGCCAAACCCAAGGCUCUCAGCCGACGCAUUUUAAAAACCCCAGGCUGUUCUGCGACUACUUCACCAACGACAAUCCUGCGCUGCUGCUGAUGCCGGUGAGGCGGGAGGUGUUGAGCCUGCAGCCGUUCGUGGUCCUUUACCACGACUUCAUCACCGACGCAGAAGCCGAAGACGUCAAGAGUCUCGCCCAGCCUGGAUUGAGGAGAUCUGUGGUGGCAGCCGGAGAGAAACAAGCGACGGCCGACUAUCGGAUCAGCAAGAGUGCGUGGCUGAAGGGCUCAUCAGUCUCCAUCGUAGGGAAGCUCGAUCAGAGGAUCUCGAUGCUCACAGGUCUGAACGCAAAGCAUCCAUAUGGGGAAUACCUCCAAGUGGUGAAUUAUGGGAUUGGUGGCCAUUAUGAACCUCAUUUUGACCAUGCGACAUCACCUUCGAGUCCUGUGUUCAAGCUGAAAACCGGGAACCGCGUAGCAACUUUUAUGAUAUACCUCAGCCCUGUCGAGGCAGGUGGGUCCACAGCCUUCAUCUACGCCAACUUCAGCGUUCCUGUCGUGGAGAAAGCUGCCAUCUUCUGGUGGAACCUCCACAGAAAUGGUGAAGGAAACAUCGACACCCUGCAUGCUGGCUGCCCUGUUCUCAUUGGGGACAAAUGGGUGGCAAACAAAUGGAUCCACGAGUUUGGCCAAGAGUUCCUGCAUCGCUGCAGCCUGAACCCUGAGGAGUGAGGGGGGUGGAGCGAUCGCUGGGCCCCUCGGAGCACAAGCCUUUACAAUUUGGAGGCACACUCUAAGAGAAGGAGGCAGCCAGAAAGCCAACGCUCGGGCAGGGGAGGUGAGAGCCGUGAAGGGGCAGCCUGCAUCUGUGAUUGGAGCCUCGGGCCCCAGGGAGCCCUGAGCGCACAACAGUGGACAUGGAGCUGGAGGUGCAGGAGGAGGAGGAGGAGGAGGAACAGGGCAGCUGGCAAUCAGCCCCCAGAGCCCAAAUGCUCCUUCUGGCCAGUUUCUGCAGAUGGAGAGAGGCCUCUGCCUUCGCACACUGUGCUGGUUUCAGUAAACUGUGUUUACCUCCUGCCUGCUUAAAAACCGACAUCUUAUCCGGCCCUUUUCCUACACUGGGCCCAACUUAGGGGUCUGUCAUUACAAAUCAACAUCUGAAUCUCAAGAUUUUUCUUUAAAAAUGCAUAAAUGCUACAUUACAUGUCAGAAUGAAUCAUAAGGCAACUGAAAAUACCCAAUAAAUGAACCAUCGUCGGGUGAUGCAGGCAUAAGCAGAUACAGAACACGUGUGCACUGGGAGGAGGACAGUAUCUGGUUUCAAGAGGUUCAAAUCUGACUCUCAUGUUUCCAAAUUGGGUUGAUUAUGACAGAGAUUCUUGUGUUCUCAGCUCUCAGGCCUGCAGUUCAGUCUGGUGGUAUGAGUCAAAGGAACCAGUCAUUGUGAAUGUGCUUGUUUAUCCCCGGCUGACUGAACAAUGUGGUCAUCGCUGUCUGUGGCAGACUCUUUGAAUUCGAUGUAACUGCCUGUCUGGUGGAACAAAUGAGCCACUAAGCCGGCCUCUGAUUGAGCUUCUCAUCAUUAAUCAUGUUCAUCUGCGCACCGAGCGAUCCAGAACCUGUCUCAACUCACACAACCAACCCUGUCGACAUACCACUCCGAUAUCUGCCUGCAAAUAGAUCAUAACUCAUAAAACACACUAAUAAAAUUCAGUUUAAUAAACUAGUAAAAUUCGAUACGUGACCUACAGAUAAUGCCAAGCCUCUCUGUAACUUUAUGGGAACGUCCUGCUGCUUGAUUGGCAGGCGGUACACAGGGAGAGUCUUCCCAAACACACACUAACACACAGAAAAUGUAUGAACAGGACAUGUACUGGAUGCCUGUUGCACAUUCCUUCAUGCACGCUGAAGAGCAGAACUUGAUUUUUUUCCAGGGAGCUGAUGGAUUGGGAGACCCUGCUGUCCUGAAGCAACUCCGACUAUCUAUUUGCUUUCAUUGCAGCUGUUAAUAUGAGAUUUAUAGCUUUAAAAAUGUAGUUAAAGGUCUGAGACUCCAAGUCUGUCUAAGGUUUGCAACUGCUUAUGCUAUUCAGAUUGCAUCCUAUUUCCAUUAAAAUUAAAAGUGCUUUUUAUGCAGUCGUAUUAGAAACAGGGACUCUUUUCACAGCUCCAUCCUAAGACAUAAAGCGCAACGUUUCCCAGAAUUGAAGCGGCUUUAUUCGGCGCUCUUUCUAUUCGCUCUCCCUCACUGUUACCACAACAAACAUGGCUGCAGAGGAUCUUGUUGCUAUGCAGCAGCGCAGUCCAACCUACCUAAAGCACACAUGACCAGAUCAUAGGUCUUCCUCAGCACAUUGUCAAAUACAUACAGUGAUUCUGCACAUUUAAAGACAGACUUUUCUCGCUCCCUGACUUUUAUUCUGAGAAAGAGCUGACUAGUUGUUCCAGAGCCAGUGAGUUUGCACAACCAAUGCACAAAUAUACUUGAAUACAGAACUGACAAACUGGCAGCAGAAAAAAAAGGAAAGCAGAGAAGGCAAUGAGCUCAUUUUAAUCUCAGGUUCAAGAAAGAAAAAGUUCUCAGUCACUCCUGUUGGUGAGCAGCUCUGUGAUGGUUAUAGAAGGUCAGUGCUUCCCUCUGCUGGUGACAUAGAAGAUGAAUGAAUGGAGUCAGUGUAAUGUUGAAAUGUUUUGUACUUUGUUCAUAUGUAUACUGCUUUUGUUGUAGCUAAAUCAUGUUUCACAGUCGUUUAUAUUAUUUGUAUUUAUUAUAUUUUUUGUGACAGGAAGUGCCUCUGCACUGCUGUUUAACUUUACACAAUAUUUUUUUUGACAUUUUGAAUACAUUUUGGGUGCAUAAAUGAAAUGGCACUUGUUUGUUGUUAUUUUACAUUAUUUUGAGAUAUUGGGUAAAGUACAGGUCUAUAUUACAGACCAAUAAAAUACUCCUUGAAAUAAAAUGAAUAAGAGAUUUUGUGUUUUAAGGCUUAAAAUGGAAACUUAUCAGAUUAUUUUUUCAACUGAUGAAGUUUUGUUAACAAUAAGGAUGUGCUCUUUAAUCUGCUCUAACAUAUACAACUAUAUGAUAUAAUAAAUUGA